GCAAUCAAACCAUAAAGCCUGCCUGGAAUCCAGAUGUGGAGAAGAGGAAGGCCUCAUUGAAAUCUGUCCUUUCUUUCCAGUUAACUAGCCAAGACAAGACUCCUGCUGUCAUCCAGCGAGCGAUGUUGAAACACAACCUGGAAUCGGAUCCCGCUGAGGAUUAUGAACUCGUGCAGGUCAUUUCUGAGGACAAAGAACUGGUCAUCCCAGAUACCGCAAACGUCUUUUAUGCCAUGAACAGCCAGGUGAACUUUGACUUUGUCCUGCGGAAGAAAAACUCCCUCGACGGGCAAGUGAAGCUGAGGAACCGCUCCAGUUUGACCCUUCCCAGGACCAACAGGAGGGGCUGCUGGAACAACAGAAACAGCAAAAUUACCCUUUGAGGGUGGAUCAGCCCAACACCCAAGAGGUGGGCUUGAAGGACCAUUGCAGAGAACUACUUACGUGAAGAUGAAUGUGCCAGUAUUCAGCUUUAGAGAGUACAAAGCUAACACUUGCUAUAAAUAAGCACAUAAUUAAUUAGUUAAUUACGGAGAGCAGACGAAAAAGGUCCCGAAUGGAUUUGCACCCCGUAGGCACUAUGAAUUCAAAGCCACUUUCUAUCAGGAAGACAAAGACUAUGCAGAUGAUGCUCCAGCCGUACCACAAGACUCUCCGCCUCUUCUCAGUUUUGACAGUAUUAAUUUGGAGUGUUUUAGAUGCGUUUUUUUUAUAAACGGAAGAAAGCAUUUUAAUCCCUUGUGUUCUUACCAGAAGUGGAAGAGCAUCAGACUAACCACUGGCUGAUGACAGUCCUGGGAGAUGAUUGGGGCCUCUUUGGUAGAGGCAGCCCAGCUUCUGAAACACGUGGAAUUAGCCUUAUUUAGAAUUCUGCCCCUGCCAAUCCUUUUAGGAGUGCUGGAAGAAUCCAUUUCCUGCUCCAGGAGUUCAGCUGUUCACCGAUGACUAUAUGAAUGCACACUUCAGAAGUUGCUCUUAAUGCCACUAUGUUCUUUUCCUUAUGCUUUGCUAUUUUUUUUUUAUAAAACAAAAUUGGGUGAGUGUA
This is a messenger RNA of Thamnophis sirtalis, 1045 nucleotides long. The record is from RefSeq and is a predicted model, not a curated record. NCBI's taxonomy places the organism in Eukaryota, Metazoa, Chordata, Lepidosauria, Squamata, Natricidae.